CGCGGACCACGGAAAGCAAAAACCAACCCCAGAGGGGAAACAGAGCCAGACCCAUCGAUCCCCACGCUCAGCUCUCCCCUCUCCAUCCCUCAUUCCUUCUCUGCCGCCACGGCUCCGCUCCCCUGCUAUUUCGGUCGGUCCUUCGUUUAUUUGUCAGGAAAAAAGGGUUCAAGUGAAACCUCACGACCCUAGUGAAACCUCCGAGAUGUCGCAAGACAAUUCUAGUCCAAGAGAUGCGUUUUGGAAGGAACAUUUUUUCGGGGAUACAUUUAGCGAUUUGGAUGCGGCUGCUGAGGAGGAUGGUCCUAGCCAUCCACAAGAUUUCACCAAAGAAGGCCUGGAUGCAAAAGAAGUGGUGUUAUGCCUAUCCAAAUCCAUCGUGUCACUUGUCUCUUCUGUUGAUGGGGUGCCUCUGUUUGGUUGUACUGGCACAGUGGUCAAUCAUGUGGGUUCUGAGACAUGGAUACUCACCUCAGCCACGCUGAUUAGGAAACCUGGCACUGACCAUGAUGCUUACAAUGAGGAUGAAGUUAAGAUUGAAGUGCUUCUGGACAACAAAAGAAGUACCACCGGGUGCUUAGCAAUGUGCAAUAUGCAGUACAAUAUUGCCGUUGUCACGGUUGACUUACAGUUCGGUCUUCCUAUCGUGGCAUUUAAUGACCUUCCUGAAUGUUAUUCCAUGCUGGGUCGGUCUGUGAUAGCUGUAGGUCGGGACUCCAAGUCACAAGUUUUAAUGGUGAGGCAUGGGAACAUGAUCCGCAAAAGGAGCAAGUUGGACUGCAGCGAGCUUUUGCUCUGUACCUGUCCUGUUAGUAAGACUUUCAUUGGGGGCCUUGUCAUGGACUUUGAAAGAAGAAUCAUAGGCAUCACUUUUUUUGGCGAGGACACCACCCCUGUUGUGCCAAUCGAGAUCGUGUCAAGAUGUCUGAAACACUUCAAGAAAUUCAGGAAAAUCAAGCUGCCUUGUCUUUGCAUAUGGGGGCAUGCUGUUCACAGUGUGGAACUACGUAGUCUGGAAAUUUUGUGCCUCAACUUUCCAGAGCUAUCUUAUGGAAUUGGAAUUGUGGUAGACCAGAUAUCUGGAGUGUCAUCAGAAAAUUUUGGAGGCAUUGAGGCUGGUGAUAUCAUCUGUAGUAUUGAUGGAGUUGUUAUGCGCUCUGUAGCUCAGCUUACUGCAAUGCUUCUUGAUAUGCUUUUUGCCAUGAAAUCCCAGAAGACAAUGGUCCUCCAGGCAGUGAUGCGAAGACCGAGAGAUAACUCUAAAUUUGUCGCCCAGCUGAAUAUAUGGGAGAAUUGUUCUGUCAAAUGCAGCAAUUCCUUCUGUAACAGAUGGCCGUUGCUGUGAAAGAAACAGGGGUUCUGGUGUUCAAGGCUGACGUUAUGCACUUUGAAUGAUGUAGGUCAAUUCUUAGGUUGUGGAAGCAGAACAUCUAUUUAGCUUCCAUCUAUUCAUCAAUUCUCAUCAUUCCUAGUAACUGAACGAUAAUUUUGUUGAUGUUCCGUAGCGCCGACUAGUAAUUUUGGUGUUGCGUGUUGGGGUUUAUAUUGGUUGAGCCAACGUUGCCCUAAGUCCAGUCGGUGGUGGGAUUGUGUUCCUGAGCUUGAGAGCUUAAAGUUUGCAUUUUAGGGUUACAAACAAGAGAUAGUGGUUGGAGGUUGAAGAUCA
This is a messenger RNA of Panicum virgatum (switchgrass), 1666 nucleotides long. RefSeq lists its product as uncharacterized. The record is from RefSeq and is a predicted model, not a curated record. Gene Ontology annotation, molecular function: protein binding. The transcript has 12 exons. Lineage: Eukaryota; Viridiplantae; Streptophyta; Magnoliopsida; Poales; Poaceae. Bases 206 to 1345 code for a protein of 379 amino acids.